GGUACGCUCUUGAUCACGCUGGCGAUGUGCCGUCUUCGCGGCGAUCUGAUUGUCCUUUUAGUGAUCGUCUUGGCGGAUGUUCAACACGCCAUGAUGAGAAUUGCCCGUGAGAAUCACUUCAAGUGCGGAUGUCCGGCAGCGUCGCAGAGACAGCCGCGAUCGAUCGUCGUCUCGCCGUCGAGCGUCCGGAUGCUGAAGGACGGUGUCUCAUCCUCGACCAUUAGCACUACCGGUCGUAUUUUCAACGGCAAGCCCAGCAGACGAGGAUCCUGGCCCUGGCAGGUGUCUCUUCAGCUGCUGCAUCCGAAACUCGGUUUUAUCGGCCACUGGUGCGGGGGUGUGUUAAUCGAUCCGAGAUGGGUGAUCACCGCCGCUCACUGCAUUCACAACGAACUGUUUAAUCUGCCGAUCGGUGUAUUGUGGACGGCUGUGGUUGGCGAGUGGGAAAUGGACUCUGGCGGACGCGGAUCUGCCCGGUUGCCCGUUGAAAAAGUGAUUCUUCACGAGAGAUUCAAUAAUUACAUUCACGAUAUCGCUUUAAUGAAGCUUGCCAGACCGGCGCCGUUGUCCAAAGUCGUUCGCACCAUCUGUCUGCCCGAUGCCAGGGAAGAUCUCGGCGAAAGGAAAUGUAUGGCAUCCGGCUGGGGACGAUACGGCCCCUCGCCUUCUCUCUCGACCGCCCUUCUGGAGGCCAGCGUUCCUCUUCUAGAUCUGGAGGACUGUUUACAAGCUUACGGCACUUCGGUGCCCAUAAAGAACGGGCACCUCUGCGCCGGUCACACCGACGGUUCCUCCGGAAGUUGCGUGGGCGACUCCGGGGGUCCUUUGCAAUGUCGUCGCGCCGACGGCGUCUGGCAGCUGGUCGGCGUCACAUCCUUCGGCUCCGGUUGCGCCAGGCCGGGCUAUCCGGACGUGUACACCAGGAUACAGCACUAUCUGAACUGGAUCAAUAAGACCAUCGACGCCAAUAACGACGACGAGAAGUGGUAAAAUUCAUUCGUGUAAAAAUAUCGAUACUGUAAUAUAUUAUUGUACAGCGCUAACGUAUAGCUUUUGUAUAUAAUGUAUUUUAUAUGCGUUUAUUGUACAGUGUGCUUGCGUUUAUAAAGAAGAGAAUAAAAAUUAUUUAUGUUUUAUCACAUAUACGUACAUCACACACCUUACAUCAAUGUUUAAAAAUUUUUCUAUCAUAUUCCCGCGUGAUUAAAAAAAAGCUGUAAAUUAUUUAACUUUGGUUAUCUUACUUCAUUUAUUUUAACGAAAUCAUAAUGUGCGUUUGUUUAUAUCCACAAGUAGGGAUCUAAUAGAAAAUACUCUUGUGUGCGCGCAUUUGUUAAAAUAAUACUCUUACAUCGCGUUUCUUAUAAACAUUUUCUGUACAUUUGUCUUAUUUAUAUAAUAUAUAGGUCACGCACGUUGAAACUCCGACAUUAUAGAUAAUAAACGGACGAUAGAAAGCAGAGGAAAUUGGAAGUGGCGUGUAAACUCUUCUUGCAACAGAAUUCGCUCGCGAUGAUAAUCGCUGUGCGUACAUAUGUGUGUGUGUCUAUUUGCAUACUAUAAUUAUACAGCUAUUCGCGUAAAUGAAUCUCGAAUCGAAUAGAAACAUCUUGAUCGAAUUACAAACCGGAUGAUGUGAGUUUUCUGUGUGUGUUGUGUGAAGAUGAUUUUCUUGCGAAAAUAUUCUCCUUUCCGGAAUAUUAGCCGUCGCGCGGACAGCUAAAACUUUCACAGAUUGCUCAUUCAGCCGGAAAAGACGAGAGAUGCGAUCUUGUUUUAAAAUCACGUAAAUUACGUCGGGGAGAGAAAGAACAUGAAUUUCUCUAUUUAUCGCUCGAAAUUCACAUCGGGCUUAAAAACUUAACAAAGUAAAUCGACUCGAUGAUCGCGCGAAAAUUGAUGAGCGUCGAGACGAUAUUUCGAGAAUUGAAAUCCGAAACGCAAUCCGAAUUUGCGUUUGAUUGAUAUUUUCUGAAUUGAUUGAAAUAAAAAUUUAUUAUUGAGAGAAUUAUAUUAUCUCUUCCCGAAAUAAUAUCGAAGUUCAGAACUGCUGCGACGCGACGUGGUUUAAUAAUACAAAGCGUGUGUGGAAGCGGACGAUGAGAAGUUGGAGAAUAUUGAUUCGCGGAAGACACACGCGACAUACCGUGAGAACACAUUCGAUUACGGAAGGGGAAACCGUAAUUAACCUUAAUUAUUAAUUGCAGAUGUACGGAGAGCACUACUGCGUAGGUCGGUGCGAGUCUCAUUUGUCUGCUGUUAAACGGAAGACGAAACGCACAAUCCGAAACUCAUUAUUAGAGAGAAGAUUGUGUACAUUUUACAUGAUACAAAGUGUAAUCCUGCGAAGAUACGUACAAUUUUCAAUAUCGCGCAAUAUAUAUUUUCGAUUAAUAUUAAAAAAAAAAAAACAUGCAAUUUCAACAAGCAAUUUCCGUACGUUCUGCGCGUAAUUUUCAUCAAAGUUCCAACCGAGGCGCACGCCGAACAAAAUCUUAAGAUGGAAAGUAAAAUUCUUGUUUCUUUUUUUUUAAACUAU
Molecule: messenger RNA, 2539 nt
Organism: Pseudomyrmex gracilis
Lineage: Eukaryota; Metazoa; Arthropoda; Insecta; Hymenoptera; Formicidae
Product: chymotrypsinogen A-like
Exons: 5
Coding region: 25-990 (321 amino acids)
Biological process (GO): proteolysis
Molecular function (GO): serine-type endopeptidase activity
Source: RefSeq, a predicted model, not a curated record